Messenger RNA from Grammomys surdaster, 1319 nucleotides. RefSeq names its product alanine and arginine rich domain containing protein (gene Aard). The record is from RefSeq and is a predicted model, not a curated record. The transcript is spliced from 2 exons. The coding region runs from base 70 to 567 and encodes 165 amino acids. Lineage: Eukaryota; Metazoa; Chordata; Mammalia; Rodentia; Muridae.
CCCAUCGGCCUUAAAAAGCUCCAACUUGCAACCAAAUCCCCAGUCCGAGCGCUGCAGAAAAGGAUCACGAUGGGCUUGGGUGACUACAGCCACUGCAGACAGAGGAUGACCCGGGGACUCUAUGGAGUCUCUGGAAGGGCUACGCUGUGGUCCCCAGCCUUCCACCCGGUGCACCGCAUGCCUUGCGGCAACUGGCGCAUCGAGGCGCCAGAGCACGCCCGGGCGUCCAGCCUGGUGCUGGAGCAUCUCCGGAGGCAGCUGGAGCGCGCCUUCCAGCGGGCGGCAGCACGCGGACGCGCCAGGCGCGCGCGGGAGGCGGUGGCGGCGGUAGCGGCGGCGGCGGCGGCAGCGCGGGAGGAGCGGAGCCGGGCGCGCAUGGAGUGCGCCCUGGCCCGGCUGCGCGCGGAGCUGCUGGAACUGCGUUUCCAGAACCAUCAGCUCGCCCGAACUUUACUGGAUCUAAACAUGAAAAUGCAGCAGCUGAAGAAGAGGCAGGACCAGGAGCAUGCAUCCAAAUCCCAGAGCCCACAGGACGAGGAGAUGAAUCCUGAGUGUGCAAACGCAUAGUGGAGAGCCUGAGCCCGCAACUCUGAAGCAACCCCGAGCCCUCACCAUAACAUAGACCACUCUGAAACGGUUCUAGCACUAACACUAGCGAUGCUGUAUGUGCGCUCUGAGGGGCAGUUUGUCCAGCGAAAACUUAGGCAUAAGGAGAAAGUGGGAAGGGAGCUAAGAAAGGGAGCGAGGCACUUUUAUUUCGAAGUUUUAAAGAUAUUCAUUCAUUGGUUUGACUGUUUAUUGUCUUAGGAGGCAAAAGGGAAGAGGGAUGAGGAGGAUAGAGGAGGAAGACGAACCAAAACAGUAAAAGACUGCCUUAAUGCCAGCUUACAACGCUGCACAUUACCUUCCUUUAUGUAGUAUUGCAUGAACUUGUAGAAUCUGUGCUUAUUUUUACUUUAUUUAUUUUUGGUUGAACUAGUAGCCUAUCCAGUACUCUUCUUGUGUCUACAUUCCACCCAUACCCUUGACGUGGCCAGCAUGAAGGGUGUUUCACCUUUUUCCUGGAUGUGGUCAUGUACUCCAGGACUUGCUGUCACUGAAACAUAAAAUACUAAUGAUUCUUCUCAUGAAAUCUCUUGUCUCAGUUGAUUCAAGUUUGACUUUCAAGAGGUACAUCCCUAAAUUCCUAACUAAUAUAGUUCUUUUGUUCAAUUAACUUGGGAGUUUAAAUGGUUCUCAUUGAAUUAAAAGAUCUAAUUGUAACCCCAAAGUGCUUCAUGAUGCAAAAAUAACAUUAAUAAAAAUAGUUGCACACCUAA